Aspergillus ibericus CBS 121593 is the source of this 4670-nucleotide messenger RNA. RefSeq names its product chromatin-remodeling histone chaperone SPT6 (gene spt6). Gene Ontology annotation, cellular component: transcription elongation factor complex. Lineage: Eukaryota; Fungi; Ascomycota; Eurotiomycetes; Eurotiales; Aspergillaceae. The record is from RefSeq and is a predicted model, not a curated record. Gene Ontology annotation, molecular function: DNA binding; histone binding; nucleosome binding. Bases 207 to 4448 code for a protein of 1413 amino acids. Gene Ontology annotation, biological process: mRNA transcription by RNA polymerase II; nucleosome organization; transcription elongation by RNA polymerase II. The transcript is spliced from 4 exons.
CUCAUUCUCAUCCUUUCUUCAUCCCCCCAGCCUCUCGCUCUGUCAAGCCUGGUGUGUUACCGUCUUUCGGGACGGUUCUCUCUUGUGCUGACUCGAGUUGUUUUUUCCCACCUCUCUUCUCCCCCUACCAUUCCCCCAAUUCCCGUCCACCGACCCUUUUCUUGAACCUCCGAGCUGUGACACCACGAAUUCAUCGACCCUUCAAAAUGAGCGCUCGCGAUCUGGUCGAGGGGGAGGCCAUGAUUGAUGAUGACGAGAAUGAGGAGGAGCUCGCUGAUGACUACGAGGGCGAAAUCCGGGAGGGUGCUGGCACCAACAACCACUACGACUCCAGCGAAGAAGAUGAGGACGAUGACGACGACGAGGAAGCUGCUCGCGCAGUCCGCGAGGGUUUCAUUGUCGACGAGGACGAGGAGAUCGAGGAGCGCGCCGAGCGCCGUCGGGAAAAGAGAAAGCAGAGGGAUCGCGAACGCGAGGAUGAGCAUCUAGACGAGGAAGAUCUGGAACUCAUCGGAGAGCUCAAUCCGAGCUACCAAUCUUCGUCUGCUGCUGAACCCAAAUUUAAGCGCCUAAAGCGUGGUCACAAGGAUCGCGAUCUCCGACAAGCAUCCCAGGGCAUUGACGAUAUCUUCAACUCGGAUGAAGAUGAGGAGCCGGCCGGCGACUACGGGCGGACUGGUCAUCGGAGGCACAUGCACGAUGAGAUGGACGACUUCAUUGAGGAGGAUGUGUUCUCAGACGAGGAAAUCCAGCGUGAACGGGAGGAUCUGGAAGUGACCCGCACCUCCAAGGGAGGUCUGGGUGUUACCGAUGCGACCGGCUUGGACGAGAACGCCCUCGAAGAUAUGCGCGCCGCGUUCGGAGAUGGCAACGAAUAUCUGUUCGCCCUGGAGAUGGAGGAGCAAGAAGAGGAGCAGGAGGAGGACGAGGAAAAGCACUUGGACCUGAAGGAUGUUUUUGAGCCGUCGCAGCUAGCGGAGAAGAUGUUGACCGAGGAGGAUAACCAGAUUCGUCUGCUGGACGAGCCCGAACGACAUCAGAUCGCCCGCAAGCCCUACCGGAAUGUGGGCCUGACCGAGGAGCAGUUCCGCGAAGAGGCCGCCUGGAUUUCCAACCUGAUGCUCCUGAAGAAGCGGAUCGAGCCGGAGCUGCGGGAGCCCUUUCAACGCUCGGUAGCCAAGGUGCUGGAGUUCCUGGUCACCGACGAUUGGGAAGUGCCCUUCAUCUUCCAGCAUCGGAAGGACUACAUGAUUCACGCCGCGAAGGUGCCCGUAGACGGAGAUGAUGACGACGCCUCCCAGUACACCAUCAAGGCCGAAAAGCUCCUGAACAUGACCGAUCUCUGGGACAUCUUUGACCACGAUCUCAAGUUCAAGGCGCUCGUGGAAAAGCGCAACACCAUCCAGAAGACAUUUGACAACCUACAGAGUCUCUUUAGUGUGAAUGAUGCGACCGUGGAAGAGAUGCUCCCCGUGGCGGUGACGAUGGAGGAGCUGCAGGACAUUCAGGACUACAUCCAUUUCCAAUACGCGUCCCAACUUCGGGACAUGGCGCUCAUGAAUGGGGAAGCCAGUGGCGAAACCCAGCGCCGGAAGGCCUCCAGCAAGACCUUCUUUGAGCGGGUCCGCAACGGCAAGGCGUACGGUCUCGUCCGGGCCUUUGGCAUCACGGCGGAUGCAUUUGCGCAAAAUGCCCUGAAAGAAGGCCGCCGCCAGUACACGGAGGAUCCGGCCGAACGGCCCGACGACCUGGCCGAUACCCUCGUGGACACCGACUUCUCCAACUCGUCGCAUGUGGUCAAGGCUGCGAAGACCAUGUUCGCCGAGGAGAUCGUGCUGAGCCCCAAGAUGCGCAAGGUGGUGCGACAAGCCUACUAUAUGAACGGGGCGGUGGACUGUUUCCGAACCGAGAAGGGUCUUCGACGCAUUGACGAGCAGCACCCAUACUACGAAUUCAAGUAUCUACGCAACCAGCAGCUCAGCGACAUCGCCCGUCGCCCCGAGUUGUACCUCCGCAUGCUCAAGGCCGAGGAGGAAGGCUUGGUCGAGGUCAAGGUCCGCUUUGAGAAUUUCGACCACUUCCGCCAACGCCUCUACCAGGACAUCGAGUCGGACAACUACAGUGAAGUGGCCGACGUGUGGAACCGCGCCCGUCGGGAUGUCUUGGAUCUGGCGCUCGGCAAGCUGGAGCGGUUGAUCAACCGCAGCGUUAAGGAAAACAUUCGGCAGGAGUGCGAGAACCAUGUCGCCAAGGAGUGCCGGGAGGCCUUCUCGCAGCGACUGGAUCAAGCCCCCUACAAGCCCAAGGGUAUGAUUCUCGGUACCGUUCCGCGCGUGCUGGCUCUGUCCACGGGCUCCGGCGUGGUUGGGCGCGAGCCCAUUCACUGGGCCUAUGUCGAAGAGGACGGACGCGUGCUGGAGAACGGCAAGUUCACGGACCUCUCCAUUGGGGACCGCGACCGCGGCAUUGCCGACGGCAAGGAUGUCGCCGCCUUCCGUGAACUCGUGCGCCGUCGUCGCCCCGAUGUCAUCGGUGUCUCCGGCAUGUCGCCGGAGACCCGUCGGCUGUACAAGCUCCUGACCGAGGUGGUCGAACGGCAGGACCUGCGCGGCGCCCUCUAUACCGAUGAUCGGGAUGAAGAGGUCAGCGACCGCUUGGAGGUGGUGAUCGUCAACGAUGAGGUGGCGCGGCUCUACCAGCACAGUGAGCGGGCCAAGAAGGACCAUCCCAGCUUUGCUCCGUUGACCCAUUACUGCGUGGCCUUGGCCAAGUACUUGCAGAGCCCGCUGAAGGAGUACGCCUCUCUGGGCCGUGACAUUGUGUCGAUCCAGUUCAAGACGGGCCAGCAGCUGGUGUCUCAGGAUCUGCUGCUGAAGCAGUUGGAAACCGCCCUGGUGGACAUGGUGAACCUGGUGGGUGUGGAUAUCAACGAAGCUGUCACGGACUCGGCGACGGCCAAUCUUCUGCCGUACGUCUGUGGUCUGGGCCCCCGUAAGGCGGCACAUCUCCUCAAGAUUGUGAACAUGAACGGGGGCGUGGUCAACAACCGGGCGGAGCUGCUGGGCGUGAAUGCCCAGUACCCGGCCAUGGGCGUCAAGGUGUGGAACAACUGUGCCAGCUUCUUGUACAUCGACUUCGAAAACGCGGACCCGGAUGCCGACCCGCUCGAUAACACGCGGGUGCACCCUGAAGACUACGAUAUUGCGCGCAAGAUGGCGGCGGAUGCGCUGGAAUUGGACGAGGAGGAUAUCAAGGCGGAGACGGACGAGAACGGCCCCGGGGCGAUUGUGCGCAAGCUGUUCCGGGAAGAGGCGCAGGACCGGGUCAACGAUCUGAUCCUGGAGGAGUACGCGGAGCAGCUGGAGAAGAACCUGAACCAGCGCAAGCGGGCGACCCUGGAGACGAUCCGGGCGGAGCUGCAACAGCCGUACGAAGAGCUGCGGAAGCAGUUUGUCUUCCUCAGCACGGACGACAUCUUCACGAUGCUCACGGGCGAGACGGCGGAGACGCUGGCGGAGGGCAUGGUGGUGCCCAUCUCGAUCAAGCGGAUCACGGACGACCACAUUGACGGCAAGCUGGACUGCGGCAUCGAUGCCCUGGUGCCGGAGUCGGAGCUGACGGAUCGGUACGACAUCCCCGUGCGGGCGCUGUACCAGAUCCACCAGACGCUGCCGGCCAAGGUGCUGUUCCUGAACCGCAAGAACUUCCUGUGCAACGUGUCGCUGCGGGAGGAACAGGUCAGCCGGCCGGUGGCGCGGACGCCCGACCGGCUGCAAGGGGAGUGGGACGACCGGCAGGAAGCGCAGGACCGCGAGGCGCAGCAGGAGAAGACGCAGAGCGGCGGGCGCACGAUGCGCGUCAUCAAGCACCCGAUGUUCCGGCCGUUCAACUCGACGCAGGCGGAGGAGUACCUGGGGUCGCAGAGUCGGGGCGACGUGGUGAUCCGGCCCUCGUCUAAGGGGCCGGACCAUCUGGCGGUGACGUGGAAGGUGGCCGACGGCAUCUUCCAGCAUAUCGACGUGCUGGAGCUGGACAAGGAGAACGAGUUCUCGGUGGGCCGGACGCUGAAGGUGGGCGGCCGCUAUACCUACAGCGAUCUGGACGACUUGAUCUUCAACCACGUGAAGGCUAUGACCAAGAAGGUGGACGAGAUGAUGCUGCACGAGAAGUACCAGGACGGCAACAAGGACGCCACUUACUCCUGGUUGGAGACAUACACCAAGGCCAACCCGCGGCGGUCGGCCUAUGCGUUCUGCAUCGACCCCAAGCAUGCGGGCUACUUCUUCCUGUGCUUUAAGGCCGGCGAGAAUGCGCGACUGCACAGUUGGCCGGUGAAGGUGAUCCCCCAGGGCUACGAGCUGCAGCGCAACCCGUAUCCGGACAUGCGGGCGCUGUGCAAUGGCUUCAAGCUGCUGUUCACCAACAUGCAGGCGGGCAAGCGGCGCUGAUGGUCUCCUUCUCUGUAUCCUGUGUAAUAUUUCUCCCUUUUUCUUAUUUCUUUGGACCUUCGUUGCGGGGAUCCUUUCCGGAUGGCCGGAUUCUUGUGUAUUUCUUUUGAGACAACGCCGAUUAGCAUCCGCAUGAGCAUGGUUGCGGGCCGAAACGAAUUGCGUGAUUAAUGGAUGGAAUUGGACGGGCUGGGAUUAAAGUGAAUUGAAUUGAAUUGAACG